Penicillium canescens is the source of this 1113-nucleotide messenger RNA. Its product is annotated as cytochrome P450. Gene Ontology annotation, molecular function: heme binding; iron ion binding; monooxygenase activity. NCBI's taxonomy places the organism in Eukaryota, Fungi, Ascomycota, Eurotiomycetes, Eurotiales, Aspergillaceae. The record is from RefSeq and is a predicted model, not a curated record. The transcript has 6 exons. The coding region runs from base 1 to 1113 and encodes 370 amino acids.
AUGUCUGGAAAUGUCACGACUCUCGUGGCCACCUUGUUCUUCAAGCCUGGUCCCGGUGAAAUAACCGUCUUCCACCCCGAGGCAUACGAGGCAAUGGAUGGCCUUCAAAACCGCAAUACCCGAUCCGAUUGGUACGACCUACUUUAUCCACGCAUAUCAUCGAUUUUUACUCGGGACAAAAAACUUCAUAAUGAACGGCGGAAAAUGUGGGAGCAGGCUUUAAGUACCAAGGCCCUACAGCAAUACCACCGAAGAGUUAUAGAAAAGGUCCACACACUGGAAGAUCUUGUCGCCAUGGAAGAAUCAAACCCAGUACUAGUAAAUGACUUGAUGUAUUUUUUCGCAUUCGACUCAAUGGGUGAUUUCGCCUUCAGUGAGGACUUCGGCAUGAUGCGUACCAGAAAGUGGCAUUCAUCUAUUGUGAUUCUAAGAUCAGCCCUCACAAUGCUGGGACCAUUCAGUCCCGCCAUUUGGAUUCCGAGGCUUGGAUUUGCUUUUAUACCUGGGUUGUGGAAAGUUCGUGAUUGGUUCCAUAUGCUUGAAUUUUGUGAUCAGUGUAUGGCUCGACGGAUGAAGAAAGUACUUUCUGAUCGGGAUAUUGCCUCUUGGUUCAUUGAAGACUAUAAAAAGCAUGGAUCAGACCCUACCCGAACGCGAUGGUUGAGUGGUGAUACUGCUACACUAGUCGUAGCUGGCAGCGACACAACUGCCCCGAGCCUAACACUUCUAUUCUACUUUCUCGCCCGAUACCCUGACCACGCCGAGAAAAUCCAUGAAGAACUACAAGAGGUCAACAUAGAAGACCCAGCACUGCUAUCAACCCUCCCCCACCUGAACGGAAUGAUAAAUGAAGCAAUGCGCCUCCUCCCAGCCGUCCUAACAUUCAGCUCUCGUGUAUCACCACCGGAAGGCCUAAUAAUUCACGGAACAUUCAUCCCAGGAAACACGAAAGUCUGUGCGCCACGGUAUACAAUUGGUCGACUCGAGACAGCGUAUGUCAACCCCCACGACUUCAUUCCGGAGCGGUGGUACAGCCGACCAGAGCUGAUUAAGGACAAGAGGGCUUUUGCUCCUUUUGGUAUUGGUAAGCUUCUGCGACGUAUUGGAGGCUAG